Molecule: messenger RNA, 1278 nt
Organism: Fundulus heteroclitus (mummichog)
Lineage: Eukaryota; Metazoa; Chordata; Actinopteri; Cyprinodontiformes; Fundulidae
Exons: 3
Coding region: 547-1218 (223 amino acids)
Source: RefSeq, a predicted model, not a curated record
CUCUGUCUCCCUCCUCUGCCUCCUCCUCUGCAGCGCUCUGUCCAGCCAACUGGAGCCUCUGGUCCUGCAGCAUCAGCUGGGUCCAGCGUUGCAGACCAGGCCCCUGCUGCAGUCCUCGGACCUGACGGCAUCCCAGGCUGGGAUAAGGUCCAGGACUUGGCCGAGUACCUGGUGACCCUGCGUCAGGCUCUCUACCUGGACGAGCAGCAGGUCAGAGGUCAUCUGCCUGUGACCUCUGACCUGGACAAGAGGAGGAUCAAUUACCAACCCAGGCACCAAGCCCAGCUGGCACACGGCCGCUUUAAGGCCCCCAAGAAUACGGGCGUCACCCCGGGUGUGGACAGUGUCAAGAGGAGCCUGAUUGGUCCUCCAGGGGGACCGGCUCAGUGGCCCAGCACCAGUCGUCUAGUUGAGGCUCUGUGCAUUAAAUUGUGUUCAUUGCACAAGUCCCCAACAAAAAAGGAUGGAGUGCGGCUUCCUCGGUGGACCAAAGUUCUCACCGACUACCACCACAUCUGAGACCUGGUGCUGGACUGCCACCCCCUGAUGGAGGCCACCUCUCUGCAGCUUUUUGUCCUCAAUCAGAGGACUCUGACACAGUGGUUUAAUCGAAGGGAGAGCACGCAGGAGAUCAGUGUCCUCACCCAGGGCCUUGCUGCAGAGGACCACAUCGUUGUGGCCAGCUCACAGCUGCCUCCUCCACGGGAGAAGCUGGACGAAGCACCGUCCCCCUCAGGACUCCAGCAUGAGUUUGCCCUCCCGCCAAACAGAGCAGGUAAGGCUCCUAAGCUGCGGCCAGGCAGACGACCUGCUAGUGCCACCGUCCUGCAGCCCGUCACCCCAGCAGUUCCUCUUCCUAUCCCAGCUCAGCUUCUUUUAUUGAACCCUGGGUCGACAGUGAUGGCAGCAGGUCAUCACAGGGCUGCUCCUCCCCUGGCUCCUUAUUUAACACCUGCCACACAGGUGGCUCCUGCACCCACUGCCCCUGCGUCUGUGUCCCGCUUCACUGAGAGGAACAGGCGACGCAGGGCAGAAGAGGAGGCCACCGGGAGCCAGAAACAAAAGUAUGUGAGAGAAGUGGCUUUUAACAAGUGCAGCAAAUGUGGGCAGCCAAAAACAAAAGAGUUUGGCCACAGCCGAUUUGGCAGCGCCACUUUCUGCCCCAGUGCUUCAGGGGCAAAUCCUUGGAGCAGUGGCUGGCAGAACAGCGGCAGCUGAAGAAACCAGGAAACCCACCCUAAUAAUGAUGAUAAUAAUAAUAAUAAUAAUAAUAAUAAU